Messenger RNA from Prorocentrum cordatum, 153 nucleotides. Lineage: Eukaryota; Dinophyceae; Prorocentrales; Prorocentraceae. The record is from the annotation of a GenBank genome assembly.
GCCGAGCCGGCCUCCCCCGCGUCGCCGUCGAGCCCCCUGCUGGAGAGGCACGCGCGCCUGCGCCGCGCCGGGGACCCGCGCGGGCCGCCCGGGUCGCCGCCCGCAGGCCGCAGGAUGUGCAGGGUCGAGAGCUUCAGGCGCAAGAUCCCCCAG